Molecule: messenger RNA, 1986 nt
Organism: Labeo rohita (rohu)
Lineage: Eukaryota; Metazoa; Chordata; Actinopteri; Cypriniformes; Cyprinidae
Product: gastrula zinc finger protein XlCGF52.1
Exons: 2
Coding region: 217-1389 (390 amino acids)
Biological process (GO): regulation of transcription by RNA polymerase II
Cellular component (GO): transcription regulator complex; PcG protein complex
Molecular function (GO): DNA-binding transcription factor activity, RNA polymerase II-specific; RNA polymerase II cis-regulatory region sequence-specific DNA binding
Source: RefSeq, a predicted model, not a curated record
AAGAAGAUUGGCUUCACCGCGCUCUCUGUUGUUUUGUCCUGAUGCUGUUUUAAUACAAACUAUUAAUAAUGUAGUUUCAGUAAAAGAAAAACACAUUUUUUGAAUCGGGUCAGUAAAUACCUGAAAUAUUCUCAUUUACAUAGUCGUGACUAAGUUUUUAAGCAAGCAGGAAAAUCUAGAGUAUCAUCAGCUGAACUGAGAUCUGCUGCUGUAAAGAUGGUGUCUGUUAAAGAGGAGAGUGAGGAGUACACGACUGAACCAGAACCCUGGAGAAUAAAACACGAGGAACCAGAAACCUGGAGAAUAAAACACGAGGAACCAGAAACCUGGAGAAUAAAACUUGAGGAACCAGAAACCUGGAGAAUAAAACACGAGGAACCAGAAACCUGGAGAAUAAAACACGAGGAACCAGAAACAUGGAGAAUAAAACUUGAGGAACCAGAAACCUGGAGAAUAAAACACGAGGAACCAGAAACUUGGAGAACAAAACUUGAGGAACCAGAAACCUGGAGAAUAAAACACGAGGAACAAGGUGAGUUGAUUGGAAAAAAUGAGGAAAGUGAAGAACUGAGUGAAGAUGAGGAGAAAAAUCAUGCUAAAAUGGGAGAAAAAUCUUUGGGUUGCUCGCUGAGAGAGUACAUGUGCUUUGAGUGUGAAAAGACUUUUACCUCUGUAAAGUGUUUAAAACAGCACCAGAGGAUUCACACUGGAGAAAAACCAUAUAAGUGUACACACUGUGAUAAGAGAUUUGGCCGGUCAGCACAUCUGAAAAGACAUGAGAGGAUUCACACUGGAGAGAAACCGCACACAUGUGAUCAGUGCGGGAAGAGUUUCACACUAAAAGGAAGCCUUACAGAGCAUAUGAGAGUUCAUACAGGAGAGAAACCGUUCACUUGUGAACAAUGCGGAAAGAGUUUUGGUCAAUCAGCAAAACUUAAGGAUCACAUAAAUAUCCACACUAGAGAGAAGCUGUACACAUGUGAUCAAUGCGGCAAAACAUUUUUGUGGGCUUCGGUCCUGACAAAACACUUGAGAGUUCAUACAAAGGAGAAGCCAUAUUCAUGUCAUUUGUGUGGAAAGAGUUUUUCACUUCUACAUCAUUUAAAAGAACAUCAGAAAACACAUACUGGUGUGAGAGAGUAUGUGUGCUCUGAGUGUGAAAAGACUUUUACUACAGCAUACUGUUUAAAACUGCACGAGAGGAUCCACACUGGAGAAAAACCUUACAAGUGUUCACACUGUGACAAGAGAUUUAGUCUGUCAGGACACCUGAAAACACAUGAGAGGAUCCACACUGGAGAGAAACCGUAUCACUGCAAUGCAUGUGGGAAGCGUUUUAAUCAAUCUUCUGCACUACACAGUCAUACAAAAAACAAGCACAGUAAGUAGAUCAUCUUCAGAUCCAGCACUUUCAGGGUCUGAUGCUGCAUCCUCACCAAAUGAGACAAUAAUGCGCUAAUCAAUAAAAUAUCAUCUGGAUAAAUCUGUCCUAACCAGACGUCACAAGUGACAUGACAAAGAAACAUUACCUAAAGAUUUCACAGUGAAUAAAUUCAUUUUAAUUUUCAAAACCAGAUUCAACUGAGAUGCAUUUGAGAGUUCCUCCCAAAGAACAGUGUCAAAAUGUUAUUAUUGUAUGCCAUUUUGCUUCAUGAUAAAAAAAUUGUAUCAUUGUGUGUCCUUAUGAGCUUCACAAUAUGUUGUCUUACAAAGCAUAUGUGUCGCUUGUAGUUUGAUUACUCCUUCAUGAACGAAAGUAGAAGCUUUUACAAACUGUUCUUGUUGUCAACAUUUUUAAGAGAAACUAAGAUUAUUUUUUAAAUUUGUUUUUUUUAUUGUUUUUUUUUAAUGGAAAGUUAUUCUUUCACUUAAGAUUAAAUGAAGGAUCAUAUUCAUUACAAUAGCGAACAUAAAUGAACAUCAGAUAGACGAGAUCCUCAACAAAUGUAUCACAAAUGACAAAGUGAUUUUUUUUUCCUGAAAUAU